Molecule: messenger RNA, 2498 nt
Organism: Salvia hispanica
Lineage: Eukaryota; Viridiplantae; Streptophyta; Magnoliopsida; Lamiales; Lamiaceae
Product: subtilisin-like protease SBT5.4
Biological process (GO): proteolysis
Molecular function (GO): serine-type endopeptidase activity
Source: RefSeq, a predicted model, not a curated record
AAGAGAGAGUGAGAGAGAAGAUCAAUUUAUCAAAGAUGUUGUUUGGCAAGCUUAUGCCACUUUUCAUUCUUUUUGCUGUGUUCCACCAACCAGCUUUAGCCACAAAAAAGGCCUAUGUUGUCUACAUGGGAGCACAUUCUCAAGGCCUAGAAGCAACAUCAGCUGAUCUAGACCAAAUUACCACCUCACACAUCCAGUCCCUCUCAUCAUUUCUAGGAAGUGAAGAGAAGGCUAGAGAUGCACUAAUCCACUCUUAUCAAAGGAACAUUAAUGGCUUUUCUGCUUUUCUCGAAGAGGAAGAAGCUGCAGAGCUUGCGAAGCAAGAGGGAGUGGUGUCUGUGUUCUUGAAUCAAGGGAAGAAGCUACACACAACACAUUCAUGGGAGUUUCUUAUGUUGGAAAAUAAUGGUGUGAUUAAACCUUCUUCAAUAUGGAAGAAAGCCAGAUUCGGCGAAGAUACGAUCAUAGCAAAUAUUGAUACAGGUGUUUGGCCUGAAUCAAAGAGCUUUAGUGGGCAUGGCUAUGGCCCCAUUCCAUCAAAGUGGAAAGGAAUCUGUCAGUUUAAUCGGACCCUUUGCAAUAGGAAGCUGAUCGGAGCUCGCUACUUCAUCAAAGGCUACGAGGCUUUCACCAAGACGCACGAUCCGUCGAUGCACAAUGCACGCGACACGGAAGGGCAUGGGUCCCACACGCUGUCGACCGCUGCCGGCAACAUGGUGGCCGGAGCCAAUGUUUUCGGGAGCGGAAACGGAACGGCUAAAGGAGGCUCUCCGAGGGCGCGCGUGGCCGCCUACAAGGUUUGCUGGCCUAAGGUCAAUGACAGCUCGUGCUUCGACUCCGAUAUCUUGGACGCUUUUGACGCCGCCAUCGAUGACCGCGUCGACGUCAUCUCUCUCUCCGUCGGCGGCAUUCCUAACGACUACGUUGUUGACUCCAUCGCUAUUGGCUCAUUGCACGCCGUUGCCAAGGGAAUCCCCGUUGUCGCCUCUGGUGGGAACUCCGGCCCCUUUCCAGGCACCGUUUCAAACGUUGCACCGUGGAUUUUCACCGUUGCUGCCAGUACUAUUGACCGUCGCUUGGGGGCCAAUGUUGCACUGAGAAACGGUUCACUUUUCAUGGGUAUGAGCCUGAGUGAAGCACUUCCACGCACGGGUUUUUAUCCUCUUAUCAGUGCUGCUAAUGCUGCAGCUGCCAAUGUAUCUGCAGAUAAAGCUUUGCUAUGCUUAGAGAAAUCACUGGAUCCGGCGAAGGUGGCUGGCAAAAUAGUGGCGUGUUUAAGGGGUGAGAAUGCGAGGGUUGCUAAAGGGAUUGAAGCGGCGCGGGCAGGUGCUGCCGGGAUGGUUCUGUGCAAUAGCGUAGUGGAAGGGAAUGACUUGACCGGAGACGCUCAUCUUCUUCCUGCAGCUCACAUCAACUACACCGAUGGCCUUGUUCUUUUUGCUUACAUCAAUACUACCAAAAAUCCACAAGCCCUAAUCACACCCCCUGCUGCCGUGCUUGGUGUUAAGCCAUCUCCCGCCAUGGCCUCUUUCUCUUCCAGAGGCCCCAAUAUUGUCACUCCACAAAUUCUCAAGCCUGAUGUAACGGCGCCAGGAGUGAACAUAAUCGCGGCAUUCACUGGGGCAGGGGGGCCCACGGAGAUGCCAGAGGACCACCGCAGGACUCCCUACUACGUGAUGUCGGGAACCUCGAUGUCGUGCCCACACGUGGCCGGGGUGGUCGGCCUGCUGAGGACGCUCCACCCCAAGUGGAGCCCCGCGGCAAUCAAAUCCGCCAUCAUGACCACAUCUCGGACGAGGGGCAACACAAAGCUCCCCAUCCGAGACUACGACAACACCGCGGAGGCCGACGCCUUUGCGCGCGGCUCGGGCGACAUUAGGCCGAACCGGGCAGCGGAUCCCGGCCUGGUCUACGACAUGGGCCCCAGCGACUACUACGACUUCCUCUGCGGCAUCGGCUACAACAGGUCCACCGUCCGCAAGAUGGCGCAUUCAGGCUACAAGUGCCCCCGGAAUUUCGACGUCCUGAACCUCAACUACCCUUCCAUCUCCGUUCCGGCGCUCGACGGAAAGGUGAAGGUGACGAGGAGAUUGAAGAAUGUGGGGAGCCCCGGGAGAUAUGUUGCGCGCGUUAAGCAGCCGCCGUUUUUCAGAGUUUCUGUGAAGCCCAAGGUCCUCAAGUUCCACAAGAUCGGUGAGGAGAAGAGCUUUACCGUUACUAUCAAAUCUAAAAUGCCUGCCACGGAGUUCAGCUUCGGCGGGCUGACUUGGACGGACGGGACCCAUUACGUCAGGAGUCCGAUUGUUGUUGCAAAUGCUGUCAACAUCUCUUAAUAAUCAUCACCUUUGCCUUAUUUUCUCUUUAGAAGUACAUGUCAUUUUAGGUUUAAUUUUCUUUUUUCUUAUCUUCAAUCGAUUACUUCACAUUCGCACCCCUUGUUACUUGUUAGACUCCAUUGGAAUCCAACAUUCUCAUACAUUCAAGCAAUGAUUACUUCA